Molecule: messenger RNA, 1113 nt
Organism: Linum trigynum
Lineage: Eukaryota; Viridiplantae; Streptophyta; Magnoliopsida; Malpighiales; Linaceae
Source: the annotation of a GenBank genome assembly
GCACACCGUCGUGCCUCGUCUGCUGAGAAAAUGACUAGCCGUCUACUUCUUCCCCGUGCUCAUCUCCCCCUUCUGUCCUCGUCCUAGAGCCUUGCCCAAGCUCCAACCUUAUCUCGUGCUGCCCGUACUCCACUUCCAGUGUGACUAGUGCAGGAUAUGUCGGACAGAAGGUGCGGUGCAGGCCUCCAGCUCCCCAAGUAUGCCCUCCUAGGAUGUUGCUCGCUACUGUCCAGGUCGGUCGGUCUUACCCGAUUCGAAUCCGUUUGGUUCUGUUCUGGUCAGACUUUUCGACUCUUGUCGGGUCCAUCUAGAUCGGGUUGAGUCAGCAACCCAGCCCUUACCCAUCCCUGGUGGGCAUGGGUCGGCCCACAUCUCUCUUGGCCCACCAGGCUGAAUUCAUCCCCAUAUCUAGUUCGGCCCGACUCCAAUUGAACCGGUCCACUUCCUCAUUGGUUCGCGAAUACCGACCCGCCCUCAUAUCUGUGGGCCUUGGCCUUGCCGCGACUUGCCAUCACUCCCGGGCCCGAGGGAUUUGGAAUUAUUCCCAGCCCACCUCCCUAUUGGCUCACGCUAUCGCCCGCACGGUUAGGGUUUCUCGAACCGUGAUCUCACCGCUCAGUGCAUUCCCUGUCGAAAUCACCGCUGCCUCCCAACUUCAAUCCACCUCCUCCUCCUGUCGAGCCUAUUCGGCCGUCGCCUCGGCUUCCACGUUGGACGUGACUGCCCGCACCAGCUCGACCGCAAGUCGCCUCGCCUCUGCCUUAGUGGCCCACGCAUCCCGGUCUCCCCCUGUCUCGUGUCGCGCCCUGCCUCUAUUCCGGCAAGAUCUGGCAGGAAGCGUGCCUGCCUCUCCGCCAUCUUCAAGAUGGCCUGCUCCAUUCGUCCAGCUUUCUCCAUCAAGAUGGUAUGGAGUUAGCGGAGAUCGACCGCCGUUUGCUCGACGGUCAUUGUCAGUCGUGCUCCCGUCGAUUUCAGCUCCUCGACGGUCUCUGUUUGCUGAUGUGCUAUGUCCUUCAAGUUUUGAAGCAUCUACUCGUGUUUUGUGCGAUCUUUGACAAAGCACGCCAAACCGAACUCUGAUACCAUUGAAGGAACUAAAGAUCUAGGCACAUA